UUCCCUCAACGACCUGAGUCGGGGAGACAGACUUUAAAAUCAAUUACUGGCAGGGGAAGGGGCAGAGCAAGCCUCCUCCCUCAGAUUGGAAAGACACGCCCAAGCUGACCUGGACCCCGCUAUUCCUGGGGUCCCUCCCGGAUGGCAGAUUGCCGAGGCCUCGACGAUGCCAGAAUUUGGGCCCUUACAGCACAGGGUAAGCUACUCGCAGUGGUUGGAAAGCCAACGAAGCUUCCGGGUGACCCUGGUCAGACUCUGGGUGCAGCUGGGUGUGGAUGGCUGCCCGAUGCGAGGUUUAGCCUGCCAGAGGAGCGCCCCACCAGGAGCCUUUGUCUUGCAGGGAAAUAGGGGACUCCGGGACCGAAGCCUCCGGGCCGUUCAGUCGGGGGUCCACCUCUGUCUCCCCAGCCCACCCCAGCAGCCCGACGGCAUGAGUGAUGGGCAUCCAGGAAGUUCCCCGGCCCUCUGUUCAGGCACGGAGGAGGAUGGAGGUGCAACAUCAGAUCCGUGGACUCUUGAUCCCCAAGAUACGGGAGCAGAUGAAGAAGCUUCAGAUCCGCCCCAGAUCCCAAGCCCCAACUCGUCCAUGACCACGAAGGAGCUCCAGGAGUACUGGAAGAAUGAAAAAUGCUAUCGGAAACCCGUCAAACUGCUCUUCGAGAUUGCCUCCGCCAGGAUCGCAGAGAACAAUUUCUCCAAAUUCGUGAUGUACAAGAUCGUCAUCGUCCAGACGGGGAGCUUCGAUGGCAACAAAGCGGUAGUGGAACGUCGCUAUUCAGACUUCGAGAAGCUGCACAAAAACCUCCUGAAGGAUUUCAGCGAGGAGAUGGAGGAUAUCGUCUUCCCCAAAAAGCACCUGACGGGGAACUUCACGGCGGAGAUGAUCAGCGAGAGGAAACUGGCUUUCAAGGACUAUCUGCGGCUCCUGUAUUCGAUGCAGUACAUCCGGAGGGCCCGGGCCUUCACGGAUUUCCUGACCCGGGCGGAGCUGGAGGAGGCUUACAGCUGCCUGAGGGCGGGGCAGUACACCAAAGCCCUGGAUAUCUUCUUCCAGGUGGUGCCCCUGCAAGAGAAACUCACCCACCACCACCCAGCCCUCCUGGUCCCCUCCCUCUGCGCCAUGCUGGUGUGCCACCGGGACCUGGAGCGUCCUCUGGAAGCCUACGCGGUCGGGGAGAGGGCUCUCCUGCUCCUUCAGGGGCGAGGCGGGCACAGAUAUUACACGCCGCUGCUGGAGGCCAUGAUCCACCUGGCCUACCAGCUGGGGAAGGACUUUGUGUCUCUGCAGGAGAAGCUGGAAGAAAGUCAGCUCCGAAAGAUCCCUGCCAAGAUGGUGACCUUGAAGGAGCUCACCGUCCGAGAGUACCUGCACUAAAAGCAGCGGGGCCCAGAGAGUAGAGAGCGAUCUCCUGGGAGUCAGGAGAUCUGGGUUCUGAUCCUGACUCCGCCAACUUUCUGCUGGGUCGUUCUUGAGGGGAUCGCUUAACUUCUCUGUUGGAAGCAGCGUGGCCUAGGGGAAAGAGCGCAGGCCCGGGAGCCAGAUGAUCUGAA
Messenger RNA from Ornithorhynchus anatinus (platypus), 1551 nucleotides. It is a transcript of the gene SNX20, whose product is annotated as sorting nexin 20. Gene Ontology annotation, biological process: protein transport. Gene Ontology annotation, molecular function: phosphatidylinositol phosphate binding. The record is from RefSeq and is a predicted model, not a curated record. Lineage: Eukaryota; Metazoa; Chordata; Mammalia; Monotremata; Ornithorhynchidae. The coding region runs from base 167 to 1375 and encodes 402 amino acids. Gene Ontology annotation, cellular component: early endosome membrane. The transcript is spliced from 3 exons.